CAGCCUCUCUGUCCCUUUAAAAAAAGGGGGCUGGGCACAGAGGAAGUGACGGGGGGAAGAAAUCCCAGACAGUCGCUCCUGGUCCGGGAUCCAAUGAGCCUGGAUCCCCAGGGGGCUCAUGUUGGAAUCUGGCCUGGAUGCUGCAAGGCUGGUUAAAGCCGAGGGGACUGGGGCAGAGAGGAGCAGCACAAGCGUCUGGUACUGGAAUCACAGCCGGGACUGGCCGGGACCAGUUAGGAGCAAGAGGUCGGCUAUGGGCAUCUCCCACAUACUCAGCAUCGCUGGCAUCACUCCGCUCUACACUAGCCUCUCGCCCUCUGUCUGCACUUGCCUUUCUCGCUUUACUCUUCUCCCCUACAGGGGCAGGUUUAUGGUAGGGCAGAGUGGCCAUUGCUUGGGCCCCCAACAUCACAAUGUGCUGAUAAAAUUACUAAAGACCUAUGACAGAUCUCAGUACAUCUGACUUGUACCUCCUCCGCCCUGGCACUUUCUGCCUGGUGAUGUUUCCUCUGGCUGACUCCAGGAGGUUCUUGUGGCUGCUGAUACCAUUGCUUGGGUGCUGCUUGCCCUGCCUUGCUGACCUAAAGGUCCUUGUGCGCUUGGAGGACGGGCAGGUAACAGAAGAGAACCUUCAGGCGGACAGUGACAAAGAUUUCAUCACCUUAGAAUUCCGAAAGACUGAUGGGACGUUUGUAACUUACCUCGCAGAUUUCAAGCAGGACGUGAAGAUUUUCCGUGUUCUGAUCCUUGGAGAGUUGGAGAGGGGACAGAGUCAGUUCCAGGCCCUGUGCUUUGUUACCCGGCUGCAGAGCAAUGAAAUCAUUCCUAGUGAAUCUAUGGCUAAACUACGGCAGAAAAACCCACAUGCAGUGCGCCAGGCAGAGGAGAUGAGAGGCACCGACACUCUACAGAUGGAUGUGGCCGUUAAUUUUACUAAGGGGGUGCAACUCACCCCCCACAUCCACAAUAUCUGUGCUGAGGCUAAAGAAGCUAUCUACACACGGCAAGAAGAUGUGCGAUUGUGGCUGGAAAGAGGUAUUGAUGGAUCCAUGUUUGAAGUUCUUCCUCAGCCCUCCUCCUUACCUCCUUUGCACCCCUGCAAACUCUGCCACCGGGACUGGAAACCCUGCAUUUGUUCAUACCAUCUCAGCCUAGAGUGGAUUCCAUGUAGCCUGAAAUAUUGCAAGAAUCGUGACUCCUCUGGCAAGACCACUUCCUACAGGUGUGGCAUCAGGAGCUGCCAAAAAGCUUUCAGUUUCCAUUUUUAUGUCACACAGAAACAGCUUUGCCUAUGGGAUGAGGAGACCUAAAGAAUGUGUUUCUGGGACAACUAUGAUCACUGCGCCAACAUCCAAACAUGUGAGAUGGGACCAGUAUGUCUCAUGGGAUGUGACUAGUCCUACCGCCUUAGUUUUGCCUUAUACUGUGAAGCUUUAGGAUUUCCUGCGACAUUCCGAAGAAAAGCCCACGCACAACCACAAACCUUGCGCUUCCUGCUAAUAGUAAAAGGAGACCGGGCUACCCUCUUUCUAUUGCACAGUAACUAAGCAGCACUGCAAUAAGUGCCUUCCUUACCACUUAGAUGUCCUACAAACUAGAAUUUGUACUCCCUGCCCCUGGAAGUGAUUUAUUGCCUUAAUUGCAGGCUUUCCUUUGCACUCCAGUAAGGCCUACUUGUCACCCAGUGUUAAAAUAAACUGUGAACUUGUUUCCCAAGGUAUUCAUUACCCCCAAUCCUGACAGAGGAGCCAAUAACAUGUCACUGGAGGUGAAACAAGACCAUAGCAAGUGCCUCUUUCACCUUCUGCAGUUCAUUUUAAUAUAGUUCAGCUAUUUUUGUAUGGGAAAGUUUCAUUUUUUUAUCAAAAUUAAAAUGAGAAACCUUUGAACAAAAUAUUUAUCAUUUGUAAAGUAAAUAAAAUUAUUUUUAAGACAUGGAA
Xenopus tropicalis (tropical clawed frog) is the source of this 1940-nucleotide messenger RNA. RefSeq names its product out at first homolog (gene oaf). The record is from RefSeq and is a predicted model, not a curated record. Bases 441 to 1310 code for a protein of 289 amino acids. The transcript has 5 exons. NCBI's taxonomy places the organism in Eukaryota, Metazoa, Chordata, Amphibia, Anura, Pipidae.